Molecule: messenger RNA, 4090 nt
Organism: Ectocarpus sp. CCAP 1310/34
Lineage: Eukaryota; Phaeophyceae; Ectocarpales; Ectocarpaceae
Source: the annotation of a GenBank genome assembly
AUGGUGGUCGGGCAGCUCUGUCGAGUCGUUGCGGGGUGCUCGCAGCUGCUGAGACUGAGGGGAGUGAUCGGCGAGCGCGAAGAGCGGGCGCUCAAGACCAUGUCCAACAGGGGGAGCCCCGUCUUGCUGGCGGCGGUGGAAGCAUACGGGGCCAACCAAGACCUUGAGGACCUCCUCGACACGCUCCAGACGGCGGCCGAGAUAGAGCUAUCGCUUACCGCCGCCGCCGCCGCCGUGCCCGAAACGAGAAGGGCCGACCCCCCGCAGCAGCGACGGGCUCUUCCCCACCAGCAGCAGCAGCAGCUGCCGUCAGGCGUCGGCGCCGGUGGUGGCAGGGGUGGCUUGGACCUCGGCUGCGGCUCCGGUGUUUCUCGAGACGGGGGUGGACGGGCGCAAGCCUCUGUCGGCGUUAGCAGCGACGGUGAGAGCGGUGAAGGCGGUCGCGGUAGUGACGCGACGGGCGAGAGCAUAUGGUCGCGGCCCGCCGCGGAAGUCAAGACACCGGCGGCGGCGGCGGCGGCGGUCGGGGCGCGGGCCCAGGAGCUCAUGAAGGCGAGGUUUGCGGGGAUGAAGAGUGCUGCUGAGGCCAAGAGCGCUGCUGCUGCUGCUGCUGCUGCUGCUGCUGAAACUGGUGAAAGUGUCGAAGGGAGCAAGUCGGCAUCAAGCGCAGCGUCAUCGUUUGGCAAAGGCAAAGAGGGCAAAGAGCCGAGCGGAGACCGGCGUCUGAGGCAAGACGUGUCCCAGCUGGUAGCCGUGAUGGCGAAGCAAGGCAUGCUGACGGACAGGCAGAGGCUCUUCCUGCUGGCACAGAUGGGGCGGCGCAUCACGAGAACGACUCGCGAGAAGCACGCUCAGUACCUUGCUACAGGCAACUCGAAGGAGCUGUAUGCGGUGCUCAUAGCGCUGUCCAUGCCUCUUCCCCGAAAGAAGAAGAAAGACAAGCCCGGCGAUAGGGUGGGGCCACGGGGGGGACAGGAAGAUAACGACGAUGACGAUACUGAUGAUGAUGAUGAUGAUGACGACGAAGCAGCUUGGGAUGAGGAAUCCGGGGAGGAAGCAUCUGAGGAGGAGGAGGAAGAGGAGGAGAGGCACGGAGAAAGGAAGCGCGAGCGGGAUAUGAAUAUGGAGAAAGAAAAGGAUGGGACUGGGAAGACCUCCGGACCAGGGGAUGUCGGCGGGGAUAAAGCAGUGGGCGGGGGCGUUGUCGGGCAAGGCGCCUCCGAGGGGAGCCGCAGCUAGCCUUCGAGGUGUGCGAUGCCUCGGAGUUGUAGGGCGGGCCGAUGUUCUCCUCACGCUGGAGAUCGCCGUCGUGACAGCGAUUGUGCGUACCCCCACAGGUACACAUAGGGCUUUUAUUUUUUCAGGAGCAGGCAGGCAAAGAGGAGAGGACGGGGGUGAACAGGACCUGAUGGAGAAGGUAUUUGGUGACGGAACCAUCCAGGGGGUGGUAGUCUGGCCCUGUUUGGGAAUGAUGAAGUUGAGGGGGUUGUGGUGGGAGUGCACCAAUGAAAUUUGCGCAUGCUGCUUUAGUCUUGCGAGAGUUGUUGUAGCACCGUUGUCGUACCCCGAGGGUGGGCGUCUGCUACUGUGCGCCCGUUCUAUAUUUCGAGUUCUUUUUCAAUGUCUCUUCCGGCUUUUUGUGUGUCCGUCGUACGAUAAUUUUUCUUGUGCGUCUCGUGGUUUUUGUUUUAUGUUGCUCGUGUGAUUAGAUAUGUUUCUCUAUGACAUGGGUGGCUUGUCGCUCUCGCCCUCUCUCUCUCUCCCCCCCUACGUCGUGCCAAAAUUAGACAUCCAACGGUGUAAACGGGCUGGGUUCAUCCCUUGGGGGUCCGACCAAGUUUUCUCGUUGUGAUUUUCCUCAGCCGGCGUUUUCCGUGCGGGUUUUUCUUUCUUGUGUUCCACAGACGCUUUAUUUUCCGUCUACGUAUGGUCAACCGUCAGCAGGUUGCGGUGGGAGCUGUCCCCGCGGUCCUGCUGAUGUUUGUAUGGCAGUGUUGUUGUUGGUGGGGGUGUUGGUGUUGGUGUUGUUGUUGUGACUGCUGCUGCUAGUACUGUUGUGCCGGUCCUUGGUCAUUCAACAGGCAGACGAAACGCUUGUCUUGCAUACUGGUGUAGAACUUCGAUUGAACAUCGUGCAAGCUUUGCUCAAGCGAAGACCAUAAGGCUUGCCCGACGCUUCGUUUUUGUUACUCUUGGUUGGUCUUGUUCUCUAGUGUAGCACGGUAUGCCGACGAGAAGUAUUUGAUCGAUGAUUGUUUUCCAGGCUUGAAAAACGGUAGUAAACAGCCACUACAGAAAAAAAGUUCUCGAGGAGUCGCUAGGGCUUGUCCUCGAAGGCGGCGGACUGUGGCUGUACACGCGGCGAUACCAUGCUGUACAUCGAGGAAGGAUAGCUGGAGAAGGGCUAAACUUUAGUGUGGCAAUAUCAUGCUGUACAAAACGGGGCAGGCUAAAUUUGGAAACGGCUGAUUUUGAAGGCGGCGGCAUCAUGCUGUAUAUCGGGGCAGAUGAUCCUAAGAAGUGUUGAUUUAUAAUCCGGCGAUACCAUGCUGUACACAACGGGCAGGCUAACCUAGAAAGGGCUGAUUUGAUGGCGGCGAUAUCAUACGUAUUGUCGUAUGUAUGUUGGGGCCGAAUAUCAUAAACAGGGUUCAAUUCUAAUGCGGCGGUACCAUGCUGUAGAACGUUGCAGCACAGUAGCUCUCGAAGGUGCUAGUUUGGAUGCAGCGAUAUCAUGCUACUUAUUAGAUGUGUUAAACAGUGGAACGAACGGAGAGACGUUUGGUAGCUGUUGUCAGCAGCGGGCACCCAUCUAUGAAGCGUGUACAGGGUAAACCACUGUACAAAAAGGAUCAUCUCGGAAGUGGCGGCAGGAGUCUUCCACUGCCGCCGUAGAAAAGUGGUAACCGGUUAGGCGCAUGAUCGUUAUGGCCCAUUCGGCACGUUCCGGUCUUCACAGUCACAUCGUAAGCACGGCACGAGACAAGUGGGCGGGAAUGGGCGGGAACGGGAGGGAGAAGCUUCGUAGAGUGUUGCUUGUUGAGAAAAUACACAAUAGUAGAGCAGUCUCUGGGAAUGGCGAUGUACAGCUUCUUCUUCGUUGCGAGAAAAACGGAACCCGGCCCGGUCUUACUCGUGCACGGCGAGGUAGCGUCCAUCAACAAACGCGUCUGUCCAAGAGAAAUCUGUUUUUCUCGGGGUUGAUUUUGUAUUUUUCCAAGAAAACUGUAUUCUUCUCUGUUGUUUUGCACGUUUUUUUUGUUUGUUUCGUGGGGGGCGUUGCUGCCCCCCCCGGGGGGGAGGGUGGGCGGCUGACUAUCUAUACCUGUAGCCUGUCAGUCCGUCUACAGAGUCGGAGGUGUUUGCACGUGGCAAAGACAGGAGCUGUCCCGUCCUUCGUCGCGCUUCCUUGCUAUAUUUCACCUGCCUAUCUAUCGCGGUGCUUCUCUACGGUUUCAUGAACUUGAGGUUCGCUCUGCGGCGGCGAACGCCCUCUAAUAUGAGAAUAUUAGCCUAGUCUGUAGAAGUAGAUUGAUUCCGGCGGUGGUGGGGCGGUCGGGCUGCUUGGUUCUUUCUGGUUUAAGAGAGACGAAAAUCCAACCAUUUUAUGUUGCGGCAGACGAAAUCAGAUAUACUUUAGCCUCCUCGCCCGGUGGUCGUUUUUAGUGCCGGGUCGCGUAGGAGGCAACACAGGCCGGCGGUCGUUGCCUGUCACCCUUGGGCGUUGCCUUGGUAUGGGGGUUAGAUCGGGUCUGCUUGCGCGGAGACCUUGAAGCUGCUCCUCUGUGUUGACAAUCUAGCGAAGGAGAUAUAUAUGGUAGAUACAGUAUGAGUUUGCGGUUGGUUGGGGAGGUGAUUCUGUUUACAUCACGACAGUUGAUUCGGAGAUAUCAUUUCAUUUUGUAACAUUCAUAUAUUACCAUACUACAUAGUACUCGGAGGUUUUUAUUCUCUGCAUUUGUCGCCUGAGUCAGGGUGAAACACGUAUUAUGUAUCACACACCGCGAUAUGCGGGUUGAUGUUCGGUGCGAAGCAAAUGCAGAUCAUUCUUUGUUUUACCCGUCAUGAUGGAAAGCGGUUCCGCAGGGGA